AUGAAACACAAGAACACGGGGAAAGAUGGGUGGUGUGCUUUAAAGCUGGAUAUGAGCAAGGCCUAUGAUAAAGUGGAGUGGCCUUUCAUAAGUGCUGUAAUGGAGCGAAUGGGUUUUGAUAAAAGGUGGAUUUCACUUAUUAUGAAAUGCAUUCAGUCUGUUACAUACAACGUAGUUACUAAUGGUUUGAUUGCAGAUACUAUUCAUCCGGAGAGGGGGUUGAGACAGGGGGAUCCUCUAUCCCCAUAUCUAUUUCUGAUGUGUAUUGAAGGUUUAUCGACACUAUUAACUAAAAUGCAAAUAGAGGGCUUGCUAAAAGGAGUAAGGGCAAGUGUUCAGGGUCCUAGAAUCGCUCACUUAUUUUUAGUUGAUGAUAGUCUGCUUUUCUUCAAAGCAAACCAACAGAAAAGCAAAAAAAGUGAGCUAAACUAUUGGGAUGAGGAAAAUUUGAGGGAACAUUUUGAUGCAGAAACAGUUAUGGAUAUUUUAGCAAUCCUAGUGAGCUACAGUGGUCUCCCAGACAUCCUGGUAUGGCAUCACACAAAAACAGGUCAAUAUAGUGUCCGAAGUGCUUGCCAUUUAAUGGGCUCUUUAGAGGGAACGAGGGUCGAGACAAUAGGAAACAACAGUACAAACUGGAAGAGAUUAUGGCAGCUUUCACUUCUAAGAAAGAGAAAAAUUUUCGCUUGGAGAAUGGAAAAUAAGGCUUUACCCGCAUACGAAAGACUGGAGCGAAGGAGGAUGAAUAAUCUAUCAUACACAAAACAAAAAGACUGCCAUUCAUCGAAGGAGAUAUGGAUACAGGCUGGAUAUGGAACAGAGUGGCUGGAAUCCCAAUGA
This is a messenger RNA of Durio zibethinus, 840 nucleotides long. Lineage: Eukaryota; Viridiplantae; Streptophyta; Magnoliopsida; Malvales; Malvaceae. The record is from RefSeq and is a predicted model, not a curated record.